Messenger RNA from Fusarium graminearum PH-1, 423 nucleotides. RefSeq lists its product as uncharacterized. Lineage: Eukaryota; Fungi; Ascomycota; Sordariomycetes; Hypocreales; Nectriaceae. The record is from RefSeq and is a predicted model, not a curated record. Bases 1 to 423 code for a protein of 140 amino acids. The transcript has 2 exons.
AUGGGAGAUACAUACAACAUCACGGUUACAGGUGGUUCCUUCAACCAAUACAGCGGUGGCGGUGGCGGUGGCGGUGGUGGCCGUGGCCGUGGCCGUGGCCGUGGAGGUUUCCCGACCUCCCGGCGCCAGGCCAAGAAGCAGCUUCGGCGGGCCGAGUGGGCGCUUCGGCGCAUUGAAUCUCGCGGCGGCGGCGACACAAACUCUGGCAGCGGCGGCGGCGACGACACAAACUCUGGCAGCGGCGGCGGCGACACAAACUCUGGCGGCGGCGACAACGACACAAACUCUGGCGGCGGCGACGGCGACGGCGACACAAACUCUGGCGGUGGCGGCGACAACUCUGGCGACGGCCAUGUCGCCAACCCUUUGGGUAACCCUUGGGUUGGCGACGCCGACGAUACCAACAUGGAGCUCUGGGAAUAA